AUGACACCGAAAUGGCAGAAAGUUCUUUUUUUCUUUGCGAUUUUAGUGAGUCUUGCUUCGAUUGGGACAAUUUUGAGCUCGCCGUCUUUUUUAAAGAAGAGAGCUUUUGCGCAGGAAUUUUGCAAGGAUGAAAAAUUACAAACUCAAUGCCAGGACGUUUGCAAAGUGGAAUUUGCUCAAUGCCGACUUUUGUGUGAAACAGAAUAUUGCCAAACCAGAUGCAAGGAUGUUUCUGAAGAAUGUUUUGAGAAUUGCCCAUGCGAGGCGACAUCAACGAUGAAAAUAACAACUACAACUACAACUACAACAACUAAAGCUGAUACUACUGCCUCGAAUACUUGCGAAAAAUAUUUUGGCGAACUAACAGGAGAAUUACCAGAACAAAAUUGCCCGACUUCUGUUACAGGAAAGGAUUGCGACUGCCCUGCAAUCUUCGAAAGACAACAGGACGAAAGUGGAAACUUCAUGAAAGCUGAUUACGCGACGGCUCAUAAUCAUUGCGAAAGCAAACAAGGUUAUCUUGCCUUUUUCUUGAAUUCGGAUGAGUUCGAUAAUUACAAGGAUAAUUAUCGAGUAAAUACAGAUCAAGAAUACAUUGGUUAUUGGUCCUGUGAUCAUCAGAAUUUCAAGACAGUAGACGGCGAUGAAGCUUCUUUUACUGACUGGGACGAAACCGUGCCUAGUUAUCAAGGAGAAAACCAAUUUUGCGGCGUUCUUCGACCAAAUGGAAAAAUGGACAAUGCUCGGUGCGACAGAAGACUUGAGUUUUCUUGUCGCUUGCCUCAAGUUUGUCUGUCUACUGACACAUGCGAGGAAUAUUUUUGUCAUUAUGGUAAAAUAUGCAAUGAUCAAGUGGGCCACCGAAAAUUGGAAAGAAGUGAAUGUCCAACUUCUUACAGUGGGGAGAAUUGUGAGUGUGGUCCUGUUUUUGUUCCACAGACAGAUGCGGUUGGAAACAUUAUCAAAGCAGAUUACGCUACUGCUAAUAAAAUUUGCCGUCGCCAAGGCGGCUUCUUGGCGUUUAUUUUGGAUCGAAAAGAAUACAAAGAUUACUUAAGUUCUGUUGAUUUCUCGAAGUUUGAAGGUGAUGCCUUCAAUUAUGCCACUGAAUACUUCGGCUACCAUUCAUGUGAGCUUCCAACAUUCUACACAGAUGCUGGAAAAGAGGCAGAGUGGAUACAUGAGAAUUGGAAAGAAGGCGAACCAAAUAACCUUCAUGGAAUUGAAUACUGUGUUGUGAAUACAAGAUGGAAGACAUUUAAUGAUUAUAAAUGUACUGAAAAUCUCCCCUUUGCCUGCAGAUUUUCUAAAAACUGUUAA
Molecule: messenger RNA, 1320 nt
Organism: Oikopleura dioica
Lineage: Eukaryota; Metazoa; Chordata; Appendicularia; Copelata; Oikopleuridae
Source: the annotation of a GenBank genome assembly